Molecule: messenger RNA, 504 nt
Organism: Protopolystoma xenopodis
Lineage: Eukaryota; Metazoa; Platyhelminthes; Monogenea; Polystomatidea; Polystomatidae
Source: the annotation of a GenBank genome assembly
AUGCUUGGCCACUGGAAGGAUCAACUAAUUGCGGACCUUGAAGCUGUACAGAAGACUAGAUAUGACGUUGAGGCGCUUUUGAAUGAAGCCCGUCGCCGGGAUCAGCAAAUGAGACUGAAUUUGACUGAAGUGAAGGAGUCUCUUACUGAAAUAUCUCGCCGAAUUAGGGUGUUAGAGAAAGAGAUACGUAGUCUUCGAUUACAUUCGAUUGAUGACGAAGAGGACGAAGAUGAUGAAGGCGAUGCUGGAACAACGAGUAAGAAUGAAGUCAACAUUUCCAAAUCCCGCUCCUGCUCUGGAUCUACAUCUCACGAUAAUAAUGUUGACCUAACUCAGAUUAACCAGUUUGAUAAUGGUGUCGAAAUGACCACAGAAACUUCAAAACUUAUGAUGAAUAGGACUCAAAUUAAAAGUAACUCCAAAAAGAGAGAACUGCCAAUCUAUUCAUCUGAAGAUCUUGCAGGUGGGUUUAUGUUUUAUUGCAUUCUACUUUUUAUGGCAUAA